CAGCCGUCAGGGUGAACAAAAAAAAUCCAAGUGGGAAAAACCUACGGAAUAAAUACCCAAAAUAAUUUUGGAGAGGCUCUGCUGGGAUUAAAACGUUGACUGCAAACAAUUGGGUCUGUGCUCCCGAUCUAAGCCAGAGAUGACCACCGAGAAGACCGCAUACGCUCCCAUCGAGGGGACUCCAUCUCCACCCUCGCUUCCCGGGCAGACCGCGUUUCCUGUCACAUUUGACAUGAAUAUACCAAGCCCAAACAUGUUUGGGGCCCCUCCUGCUACUGGGUUCCUUGCUCCUGGUGGCCAACCUGCUCCUACUGGGUUCCUUGCUCCUGGAUGUCAACCUGCUCCUGGUGGUUUCUUUGCUCCUGGUGGUUUCCCUGCUCCUGGUGGUCAAUCUGCUCCUGGUGGUUUCCUUGCUCCUGGUGGUCAACCUGCUCCUGGUGAUUUCUUUGCUCCUGGUGGUUUCCCAUCUCCUGGUGGUCCACCUGCUCCUGGUGAUUUCCUUGCUCCUGGUGGUGUUCCUGGUGAUUUCUUUGCUCCUGGUGGUUUCCCAUCUUCUGGUGGUCCACCUGCUCCUGGUGAUUUCCUUGCUCCUGGUGAUGUUCCUGGUGGUUUCCCUGCUCCUGGUGGUCUCCCUUUCCCUCCACCGACUGCUUUUGGACCAGGUGUUCCUGGAGCUUUCGGAAUGGGCAAGCCCUCUUCCUCGCCAUAUUCUCCACCAGGCCAGGGCUUCAAUGGGAACUUCAGUGAUGACGUUUACCACAGCGAGGAGGACCCACCACCCUUUCAUGAGAAUCAAGACUUUGAUUUCGGAUUGGAUAACAAGAGCAUAAGAAGAGCCUUUAUUCGAAAGGUAUUCUUGGUGUUGACUGCUCAGCUGACUGUGACAUUCGCCUUUGUGGCUGUUUUCACCUUUGUGGAUGAAGUCAAGAUGUUUGUCAUGGUGAACAUGUGGACCUACCUGGUGUCAUAUGGCAUAUUCUUCGUGUCAGUUUGUGUGAUCAGCUGCUGUGGGAGCGUUCGCCGAAGAUAUCCAUGGAAUCUUGUCGCAUUAUCAGUUCUGACUCUCAGCAUGUCCUACAUGGUGGGAAUGAUCGCCAGCUUCCAUGACACUGACUCAGUGAUCAUGGCAGUAGGUAUCACAGCAGUUGUGUGCUUCACAGUGGUCCUCUUCUCUCUACAGACCAAGUAUGACUUCACUUCCUGUUACGGUGUGCUUUUCGUCUGUUUAAUUGUCCUCAUCGUCUUCGGCAUCCUCUGCAUCUUCAUCCGUAACAGGAUUCUGCAAAUUGUGUAUGCUGGAGUGGGAGCGUUGCUCUUCACCUGUUUCUUGGCGGUGGACACACAGAUGCUGCUUGGCAACAAGGAACUGUCCCUGAGUCCAGAAGAAUAUGUCUUUGCGGCUCUAAACCUGUACACAGACAUCAUCAACAUCUUUCUCUACCUUCUUGCUAUUAUUGGAAGAGCAAGGGGGGGCUAAGCAGUAGAAAAAACAGGUAGAGAUCCUGAAAUAUAAUUGCUCAAGGUCAGGUCUAGAAUUGAGUCAUAAUUUUGGUUUGUUUUGUCUUUUAGUGUUCAUUUAUCACAGUUUGAUAAUAUUUGGCUUCACCCAUUGUAAAUGUUUAUUUUAUUUUAAAUAAUAUAUAUAUAUAUAUAUAUAUAUAUAUUAGGGCUGUCAAUCGAUUAAAAAAAAUUAACUAAUUAAUCGCAGAUUUUGAAAUUCAUUAAUCGCGAUUAAAAGUUUUUUUUCCUUCUUUUUAAAGACAAAACUUCACACAGAGCUGUGUUUUCAAAGAGGCUCCUACCUAUAAAGUGCCAGCGAGGUAUUUAAUAUUGUGGAUGAUAAAUUGUUUCUUCAGUGAAACAUCCAGAUUAGUAAAAAAAAAGAAGUAUAUUGAGACCCCAUUGGUCCUGUCAUCUUUAACAUUGAACACAGCAGAACCAGUGGCCUUGGUAAAUGACUGACAUUCACAUAUGUCACGUUAACCCUCUGGAGGCUGGGCUCAUGUCUCCAUUUUACAAAAAAAAUAAAUUCACCUUUUAAAGGCGUUUGCAUAUGACACAUACCCACGUGUUCUACAUCAAACAUUCCAGAACAAUCUCAGCUCUAUUCAAUGAGGCACAUUGUCCUCGCGCCGUGUUCUCUGCUCUCUGACUGGCAGGUUGCUAUAGAGCCUCACCUGUGAGGUGGGAGGUCCUUUGUGAUUUACUGAGUGUUCAUUGGUUGUUUUUUUCGCAAAAUGUUGACAGACAAACGGAUUGACAAAUCACGUUGAAGGUUUCGUGUGACGAGUUCUUUCCGCGCCGCGUCACCCGACACGUCGCCCCUCCGUUCCUCUGUGUAUCAGAGGGGGAGACGGGAGGAAGGAGGAGCAGGAGGAAACCCGACUGAUUCAUCUACGAGUUUUAACUGAUUUCUGCUCCUUAUUUUCGCGGAGAAAUAAUUGUUUUAAAAACUGAAACAGUGUUAAACCGCACUGCCGUGGCUUGACACUCAGGGGAGUGUAAAAACUUCAACGAACACCGGAAGUAAACAAAGUUGCGUUAAUUGCGUUAAAAUAUUUUAGUGCGUUAACGCGGCCAAAUUAAUCGCAUAGAUUAACGCGUUAACGCUGACAGCCCUAAUAUAUAUAUAUAUAUAUCUAGAGUGUCUACGUUGUACUUUGGGGGGGUAUUACGGUUUUAUCAGCUAUUUGACGUGUUGUACAAAACUUUAUUUCAAUUUAGAAACUUAUUUCAUACAAAGUCAUUAAACAGUAUAACGUUUUAACACUAAAUGUUCCCAGAGUGUUCAACUGUCACAUAUUCUUCAUUAUCAAGGAACAUGAACAUUGACAUGUCAUCCAUUGCACUUUCAGGACAAUCCGACCAGGUUGGCAAAUUUAGCCCAGUACGAACUUUAUGUAGUUAAUACAAUUCCGGAGAAGGUUAAUAAAUUGAACUUGAGUUGGGAUUAUUUUGUGAAACCACUAUUUCCAAGGUCAAGAUUGAACUUUCUUGUUUAACCUAGAGGCCAGCAAAAAAAACUAACAUCCAUCACCAUGGCAAUUGAGGAAACAUAAUUUGUUGAAGACUGUGCUAUGCUUGAAAGCCCCAGAUGAAGCUGUAAGUAGACCUUGUGGUCCAACAUGAAACGAUCUUUAAUGCUAUGUAUAAAGCUAUUUUCUAAACCUGA
Pseudoliparis swirei is the source of this 3172-nucleotide messenger RNA. It is a transcript of the gene grinab, whose product is annotated as glutamate receptor, ionotropic, N-methyl D-aspartate-associated protein 1b (glutamate binding). Gene Ontology annotation, cellular component: endoplasmic reticulum; Golgi apparatus; membrane. Bases 140 to 1477 code for a protein of 445 amino acids. NCBI's taxonomy places the organism in Eukaryota, Metazoa, Chordata, Actinopteri, Perciformes, Liparidae. The record is from RefSeq and is a predicted model, not a curated record. The transcript is spliced from 7 exons. Gene Ontology annotation, biological process: negative regulation of apoptotic signaling pathway.